GCAGAAAAUUCAGUCCUGAAGCAGCACUUGGAGCUUUUUGUUGUUAUCACGAAUCAGUUUUUGGACUUCUGGUCUUCAUCCCUGUGAUCCCCCAGAUGAUCCCAGGACCUCACAGUGGAGCUGCUCUACUGACUCCGCCUUCAUAUGGGUUUUUUUGACCUUCUCCCCCCUUGCAGAACUUUCAGUAAACCUUCGUGAUCAACGGCUGAUAAAGUUUUUCAAAUCUCCAGGAUACUUCAUUAGUGAUGACAAACUUGACUUCAACCAUGGAGAACAUCUCGAUCCACAGCAGCUUUCCACCCGUCUGCAACGACUCAGACUUCUACUCCCUGAUGUCAGGGAACCACUCGGACCUGAAGUGUACUCCUCCCUCUGAGUUAUACUUCUACGCAGACCUCUACAUCAUCUUACCGAUCAUCUACUCCAUCAUCUGCGCGGUGGGGCUGACGGGCAACACGGCCAUCAUCUACGUGAUCCUCAAAGCCCCUAAGAUGAAAACAGUCACCAACAUAUUCAUCUUGAACUUGGCCAUCGCCGAUGACUUGUUCACUUUGGUCUUGCCAAUCAACAUUGCCGAACACUUGCUGCACUACUGGCCUUUCGGUGAGGUUUUGUGCAAAAUCAUCGUCAGCAUUGACCAUUAUAACAUUUUCUCUAGUAUCUACUUCCUCACCGUAAUGAGUGUUGAUCGCUACCUAGUCGUCUUGGCCACUGUCAAGUCCAAACGCAUGCCUUACCGCACCUACAGAGCUGCCAGAAUCAUCUCGUUUUGUGUGUGGGUGCUCGUAAUCCUCAUUGUGAUGCCUUUUACCAUUUUUGCCAGCGUCUACAUCAACCCGCAUGAUGGGCGAAAGAGAUGUGCGCUCAGCCUCCCCGCCCCCGAGAGCCUGUGGUUCAAGGCAAGCCGGAUCUACACGCUCAUUCUGAGCUUUGCCAUCCCUGUCUCCACCAUCUGUAUUUUAUACUCCAUGAUGCUCUACAAGUUGAGGAACAUGCAGCUCAACAGCAAUGCUAAAGCACUCGACAAGGCCAAGAAGAAAGUCACCAUCAUGGUCUUCAUCGUCUUGGCCGUCUGCUUGUUCUGCUGGACACCUUUCCACCUCAGCACCAUUGUGGCCCUGACGACAGACCUGAGAACCACACCACUGCUGAUCGGGAUCUCCUACUUCAUAACCAGCUUGAGCUAUGCCAACUCCUGUCUGAACCCGUUUCUCUAUGCCUUCUUGGACGACAGUUUCAGGAAAGCCUUCAAGAAGAUGUUGGAAUGUAGACCCACUUGAAUGUUCUAUGAUCACAAGAGUAGAAGAGGACUAAGAGAACCGAGUGAGUGUAAAAAAAGACCAGCAGUGCAUCGCUCCAGCAGAGAUGAACCUUAAAUGUGCACUUUUGCACAACAAGACAUAACUGAAAGUUGUAAGAACAUCAAGUCUGAAUGCGACGCUGCUAACGGGCGGCGUGUUGAUCUCCAUGUGUCA
Thalassophryne amazonica is the source of this 1475-nucleotide messenger RNA. RefSeq names its product neuropeptides B/W receptor 2b (gene npbwr2b). Lineage: Eukaryota; Metazoa; Chordata; Actinopteri; Batrachoidiformes; Batrachoididae. Gene Ontology annotation, cellular component: neuron projection; membrane. The record is from RefSeq and is a predicted model, not a curated record. Gene Ontology annotation, biological process: neuropeptide signaling pathway. The coding region runs from base 246 to 1280 and encodes 344 amino acids. The transcript has a single exon. Gene Ontology annotation, molecular function: neuropeptide receptor activity; neuropeptide binding.